CACAGUAAUCUUCGAACCGUCAACGGCGUCACAAUCGUUGAAAGAAAAAAAAACAGUCAUGAAUUUCCAACUGCUGCUUCUGUCGAUUUUAACUUUGGCCCAGCCGUGUUUUCCGGCAUCUUACAAAGAUGUCGCUACUCUCGUGGAUUCAAUGAUCUUCGAUCAGUCGGAGAAAGCUGCGAAUGAAGCUGCGACUUGGUUCGACGAUCCUGCCAUGAAAGCAGUUGCGAAAGCCAUAAUCAAAGAGGAUCUUGAUCCGGAAGAAAUUGAAAUCGCUGACAAAACAGCCAGAAGACUCGGCCUGGAUUUUGCGCAAAUUCUGAGAGCCAAAGCCAAAAUAGAGAAAAAACGACAAGACCUUCGCAGGAAGGAAAUGUUGAAUGCGUUAUUGAGAGAAGUUGCAAAAGGAUUUGGAGUUUUCACUACGAAGAGUCCAGCAGUGCAAUUCAAAACUGCCAAUCGCAUACCAACGAAGAUAAACAUACCACCGCUAGUUGCUAUCGACAAACCGAAAACAAACGACGGAACCUUAGUAGCCGGAAAAGCCAAGAAGUUGCAGGACGGAUCCGCUGUCGCCAAACCGGAAGUCCUGGAAGAUCCGGUCACGAAAAGCGAACCCAAAAAUGCCGCGGGGGUUUUCCGGAAACCGGAAAUACCGCUGGGACACGUAGACCCAGCCAUCUCGAACCUCAUCAAUUUGGCAAUCGGAAACGCUGCUGAAAUCAAACGCAGACUCGAGUCACCCAAUGUCCCAAAUUCAAAUCAUCACGACCUAUUCAGAGAAAAUUCCGAAUCGUCUCUUAUCGAAGACCGCAUUCAUUCCUUAACUCAACGGCAACUGGAAAUUCGAAAUAUGCUGAAAAAUGGCGUCAUGCACAAAAAUGAUAACCCAGAACCGGAACCAUUAGAAACAAUGCCCAUCAAAAUCGACCAAGACCUCAGGGCGUUUUUCGAGAUCCAAAGGAAUAAUGACGCCGAGACGACGACUUUGGCGACGUUUUUUCCCGUCGACGCUUUGGCCACUGCGGAAUUGAUCACCAUUACUCCGAUAAUUGACGCAUAUCCGACCAACACCGAAAACGGGAUGAUGAUCAGCGAAAGGAAUAAUUUCGGCGAAUUCAUAACCCUGCGACCGGCGACUGAACCCAGCAACAGCAACAGUUUUUCGAACCAGAUGAAAUCGAAUGAUUAUAAUAAUAAUAAUUUCCUUGUGCCAAAGCAAGGUCCAAUCGACUUUGCCAGGGAUUUGCCAUCAUCAUCAUCAGCAGCAGCAGCACAAACACAGGCCAUUUUUAAUCAACCAUUUCAUAAUUUUCCGGUUUUGGAAACUGACCUUCAUGGACUUAAGAAUAAUUUGAUGGCGGAUUUACGCACUGAAAGAACGAAUUUUGGCGCUGACGUCAUCGUGACGACGGAAACUAAGUCUGUCAAGGAAAACAUUGUUGCUAGAGAUUCUGCGGUCAAGUUGAAGAAACACUUGGAAAAUCUGGUUGAGUGGAAAAAACAGCACCUUCCGUUGAAAAAAUGA
This is a messenger RNA of Notodromas monacha, 1528 nucleotides long. Lineage: Eukaryota; Metazoa; Arthropoda; Ostracoda; Podocopida; Cyprididae. The record is from the annotation of a GenBank genome assembly.